This is a messenger RNA of Dibothriocephalus latus, 279 nucleotides long. Lineage: Eukaryota; Metazoa; Platyhelminthes; Cestoda; Diphyllobothriidea; Diphyllobothriidae. The record is from the annotation of a GenBank genome assembly.
AUGGUCUGCAACCUAUGCACCGUCGUGAUGAACAAAGUUAUCUUUAACACUCUGCUCAUCUUCGUAAUCGUCUUCCUUGGCAUGCCGUUUUUUGCCUACCGUGCUGCUGCACAAGGUGAAUCCGAAGACGGCGAGAAAGACAAGAACACUACCACCUCAGUUGAAGAUUCAUCGGUGACCACAGCAGCUCAGUCAGACACAACCAGUGGUGCUUCGGCUUUAGUGAUGGUCCAGGCUUGCCUCAUGUCCCUCCCUCUUGUUCUGCUCGCCCACUGCUAA